Paraglomus occultum is the source of this 861-nucleotide messenger RNA. The record is from the annotation of a GenBank genome assembly. Lineage: Eukaryota; Fungi; Glomeromycota; Glomeromycetes; Paraglomerales; Paraglomeraceae.
AUGUCUUCAGGAUACGGUCAUGGUUCAUACAGACAAUCAUUUGGUUCGAGCCCGGGGGAUCAUAGUAUCGGUGGCGGCUGGAUGUCCGAGUCGCCUAUUAACAAUUACUCACCGACCGGAAGCGCCGGUUCCACUCCACAGGGCUCUUCUAAACAAUACGUUAGGCAGUCGGUGAGACCAGUCACAAUAGCUCAGCUAUUGUCUGUAGCAUAUGAUGCAAUUGACUCGACAAUUAAGAUUGAUGGUCAAGAAGUUACAGUGGUGACAUUUAUCGCAUGGAUUAGAUCUACCAACGAACUUACAACUAAUACAAACUACAUAAUGGAUGACGGAACCGGUUGUAUUGAUGUUCGGUAUUGGCUUCAAAACGAUAAACCAGAAGAGGUAUCCAAGCCUAAUUUAAGUAAAGAGACGUAUGCCCGAGUUUUCGGUCAGAUGAAAAAUUUUAGAGAAAAACGCCAUGUCAUUGCAUUCUGCGUUAGGCCUGUGACAGAUUUCAACGAAAUAACACAACACACACUUGAAGUCAUUGAAGCACAUUUACAUGCAAAACAUGGACAUCUUUUUAGUUAUUCAUCAAUGGGCGGAUACAGUUACAACAGAGACGAAGUAUCGGAUAGACGAAACAACGAUCUGUUUAAGCAACCGUUGCAUCGCGAGAUUCACGAUAUAGUAAAGCAGAUUCAAUCAAGGAAUGUCAUGGAUGAUGGUGUUGGUGUUAAUAAGAAAGAAAUUAUUGUAAAGCUAAAGAACUCUUAUGAUGCAAAUGUCAUCGAUAAUGGUAUUCAAUGGCUUAUCUCGGAAGGACUUUUGUAUGCUACCAUUGAUGAUGAUCAUGUUAAACUCACAACAGAAUCAUAA